Molecule: messenger RNA, 168 nt
Organism: Brugia malayi
Lineage: Eukaryota; Metazoa; Nematoda; Chromadorea; Rhabditida; Onchocercidae
Exons: 1
Coding region: 1-168 (55 amino acids)
Source: RefSeq, a predicted model, not a curated record
AUGUCUGCAGCUUAUCGACCCCGUAGUCCAGUAUCAGCGAAAGCACAGCCAUGGAGACCCCAAGACCGGCCAGGAAUAUCCAGUCCACCAGGAGCAUCCCGACAGCACGAUGCGGUUGGCCUGCAAAGGAAGAACUAUGCUUGUUCCCGAAAUUCCGAUCAAUUUUGA